This is a messenger RNA of Sphenostylis stenocarpa, 1752 nucleotides long. The record is from the annotation of a GenBank genome assembly. NCBI's taxonomy places the organism in Eukaryota, Viridiplantae, Streptophyta, Magnoliopsida, Fabales, Fabaceae.
AUGGAUCCCUGUAACGUUUUCUUCCUCUUUAUCCUUGUUAGCUUCCUCAGUUUUGCAACUACUCAGGCAGAGUCCGACUCUAAUGUCUAUCUAUACCAUAAUUGCUCCGGGGGAAACACUACAAAUGGCAGCACCUUCCAAUCAAAUCUCAAGACCCUCCUCUCCUCCUUAUCAGAUAACGCCCCCGGCAACAACGGAUUCUACAACAACACAGUCCCUGGACAAAACCCCUCAGACUCGGUCUUUGGACUUUUCAUGUGCAGGGCCGACGUCUCUUCUCAGAUUUGUCAACAAUGUGUCCAAGGGGCAACCCAGCUACUAUCGUCAGAGUGCUCCUUGGCCCAGCAAGCGGUCAUUUGGUACGAUGAGUGCACUGUUCGUUACUCCAACCGCUCGUUCUUCUCCACUUUCUCCACCAGACCCAGAGUUGGCCUGUUGAACACUGCUAAUAUCUCAAACCAAGAAAGCUUCAUGACUUUAUUGUUUCAGACCAUGAACAAAACUGCAGAUACUGCUGCUGCUGCUGUUGGUAACAAGUUUGCAAAAGGGCAAGCAAAUAUUUCUGGUUUUCAGAGCCUUUAUUGUCUGGCCCAGUGCACUCCGGACCUGUCACCUAAUGAUUGUAGAACCUAUUCAGAGUUUUCAGAAGAUCCAAAUUAUCUAAACCACAAUUGCUCAACUAAUGGAACUGGUGACAGCGUUUUCAAAACACAUCUCAGCACCCUCCUCUCUUACAUGUCUUCUAAUGCCACCAAUCACAUGGAUUAUAUGGAUGGUGUUGAGGACAAUGUGUAUGGCCUCUUCAUGUGCCGAGGUGACCUUCCCUCUCGGCUCUGUCAACAGUGCGUUCUCAACGCAACCCACCGAAUAUCCUCAGAGUGCAAUUCCUUUCAAGAGGCUAUAAUUUGGUACAACCACUGUAUGCUUCGCUAUUCCUAUCGUCAUUUCUUCUCCCAAGUGGAAAAAAGUCCAACUAUUCAAAUCCUGAAUCUUAUCAUGAACAAUUCCCACAGCGAUGUUCGCGAGCAAGACUCCUUCACUUAUACAUUAACAAAAACGUUAUCUGAUCUUACUGAGUUGGCACAACAUAAUAAUUCCAGAUAUGUGACUAAAUCUUCAAAAGUGAGUGAUAUCGAUUCACAAGUCGUUUAUACUCUUGCUCAAUGCACGCAGGAUUUGUCUAGAAAUGAUUGCUUCGUUUGUCUUGAAGAUAUGACUAAAAAUAUGCCAUGGUCUCGCCUGGGAAGCACACGACAGGGAAGAAUUCUAUAUCCGAGUUGCAAUCUCAGAUAUGAUUCUUUCCAAUUUUACAUACAUGAUUAUCAAUGGCCACGUUCGGGUAAUUCUUCUCCACCAGACUUUGAAGGGAAAAGGAAUGCAAGUUCUUAUGAUCAAGCACGUGGUGUUGCUGACGGCCUCUUGAAUUAUGUUUGGAGACAAUGGAGGGAUCAAACAAUGUGCAUUUUAGAUCCAAGUAUUAAAGAAAAUUAUUUUGAAGAAGAAGUUCUUAAAUGCACCCAAAUUGGUUUAUUAUGUGUUCAACAAAAUCCUGAUGCGAGACCAACAAUGGUAGAAGUUGUUUCGUAUCUAAGCAAUCACUUAAUUGAAUUGCCAAAUCCAGAGGAACCUGCAUUUCUCUUGCAUGGUGGAAAGGAUUCAAAAUCAUUUGCUCAAGAAUCAAGUUCUAGAUCCUCUGGUUGCACUCCCUUCUCUAUUAAUGAAAUGCCGACAAGUCAAUUUCUUCCUCGAUAA